AUGUCGACUUCAGAGGACCAAGAGUUGAUGGCCAAGAUCAGCCAGUUAGCCGGCCGCAUUAAUCGCCACAAGGCUCAACGCGACGGUCUGAAUUCUGAUCUUAACAAGACCAACGACAUUGCUUCUCGAGGUUCCCACCGCGCUGCUCCAUAUCCUCGUGGAGGCUAUCGUGGCGGGCGUGGCAGAGCUCUCCCAACCUAUCGCAACAGGUCUCUAGUUCUUAACAGCCAACCCAAAUCCGCAGCCGAUGCCAAGGAUGGUGCCAACGAGCCAUCCGACCCAUCCACUCCCGCUUCGGCCUGGGUCACCAAAACGGACCGUCAUAUGCAGCUGAUCAACAGUUCCGUGUACGAGAAGGAGACACAGCAACGUGCCAGCGCGAUAGAGCAGACAUUUCGCCACCGUCAAGCCCAGAGGAAUAAGCGUGAGACGGCUGCCUUCAUGAAUAGCAUACUGCAAAACGGUCCCGGGGGUGCCGGCGGUGGUGGGUUCGGGUCUGGGCCUUCCCACAACCCACCCGCCUCGGCCUCACGAUACGAGGUAGUGGUGGAUGGCAUUCGAUUCCAUGUCGUGCGACAGGGGAGCAAGCUCGUCAAGGCGCCCGACGACGUGAAUCCCCCCGCAGCCACUCCGAAGGUGACGUCAAUCGGCGGCGUCAAGUUCCAUCGAACCAAACACGGCAACUUGGUGCGACAUGGCAUCGUGAAAGCCCAGCGAUUCGCUGGUGGCGUCAAGAAGGUCGACGAGCAAUGCAAGACCUUUUCAUGGACCGGUAUCGUCUUCCUCACAAAAAAAAAACCUGUCACGGACAAGCCCAUCUCGCGACCCGAUGAAGGACUGCGGAGUGGUUCGUGCCCCAAGGGACCCCGAUGCCGUUAUCUCCACGAUGUUUCGAAAACGGCCAUCUGCCGAGACUAUCUCGUAAAGGGGGCUUGCCUCCGAGGCGAGGAUUGCGACCUGUCGCAUGAUGUUACCAAAGAGCGGACUCCGCUCUGCCUGCAUUUUGCGAAGGGCAAUUGCCACAACCCUUCUUGCUCGUACGUGCAUGCCGAGCAUUCCCCAACAGAUCCGGUGUGUCGAUCGUUUGGGAUCUAUGGCUACUGCGAGAGGGGAGCGCAAUGCGCCGAUCGCCACGUGUUCGAGUGCCCCGACUUCAGUAACACGGGUGUCUGCAAGCUCAAGGGCUGCAAGCGACCACAUAUCGAAAGGGCAAGUGUCCUUCGAAAGACGAACAAUCGCCCGUCUUCCGAGGAGAUGGAGGAUCUGUCUAGCGAUGACGAGGACGCGGCAGCCGACAGCGACGAUAUCGACUCGGAUGAGGUCGAAGAGUUCAUUGGAAGGGACGGCGACGACAACGACCUAGAUUUUGCGGAGCAGAAGGAUUACAUCGAGCUAAGAUGA
Messenger RNA from Durotheca rogersii, 1401 nucleotides. RefSeq lists its product as uncharacterized. Gene Ontology annotation, molecular function: metal ion binding. Lineage: Eukaryota; Fungi; Ascomycota; Sordariomycetes; Xylariales; Xylariaceae. Gene Ontology annotation, cellular component: nucleus. The record is from RefSeq and is a predicted model, not a curated record. The coding region runs from base 1 to 1401 and encodes 466 amino acids. The transcript has 6 exons.